Polychytrium aggregatum is the source of this 1580-nucleotide messenger RNA. RefSeq names its product aldo/keto reductase. The transcript is spliced from 5 exons. Bases 20 to 1234 code for a protein of 404 amino acids. NCBI's taxonomy places the organism in Eukaryota, Fungi, Chytridiomycota, Chytridiomycetes, Polychytriales. The record is from RefSeq and is a predicted model, not a curated record. Gene Ontology annotation, cellular component: cytoplasm.
CUCGUGGCGCCUGCCUGGCAUGGGGCUCCGUUUGAGUGCAUUCAUGAGUCGUAUUUGCAGCGCAUUUGUCAGCCCCGCCUUGCAGCAAGUUGCUUGCGGACUGUCCCUUCCUCCGCUCAUUCGCCUAUAUAUCGCUUCCAGCACACCCUCGUCCCAUCGGCCCACCCAUGCUCCAUCGAUCAGCCCGCCUCUGACUCGACCGCCCACCAUGUCGCCCAUCUCCAAGAUUCCCACUCGCGCUCUCGGCCGCAACGGCCCUCAGGUCUCAUGUCUCGGCCUCGGAUGUAUGGGAAUGAGCGAGUUCUAUGGAGCCUCCAGUGAGGAAGAGUCCCUCCAGGUCCUCAACCGAGCGAUCGAUCUGGGCUGCACCUUCUGGGACACUGCCGAUGUAUACGGCCUUGGUGAGAACGAGAAGCUCCUGGCCAAGGUCCUGGCAACCCGCCGAGACGAGGUUUUCCUCUGCACCAAGUUCGGCAUCGUUCGCGAUCCUGUCACCAAGCAAUUCACCGGCGUUCGUGGAACUCCCGAAUAUGUCCGCAAGUCUUGCGAGGACUCUCUCGAGCGGCUCGGCGUCAAGACCAUUGAUCUCUACUACCAGCAUCGGCCCGAUGCCAGCGUGCCCAUCGAAGAUACCGUUCGCGCCAUGGCCGAGCUGGUGGCCGAGGGCAAGGUCCGUUACCUCGGCCUGAGCGAGUGCAACGCCGAGACCCUGCGCCGUGCCCACAAGGUUCACCCUAUUGCCGCAAUCCAGAUGGAGUUCAGUCCCUGGGUCCUUGAUAUUGAACAAAACGAUGUCCUCAAGACAGCCCGUGAGCUGGGAGUCGCUAUUGUCCCAUACAGCCCUCUUGGACGCGGGUUCCUGAGCGGACAGAUCAAGAGCAUCGACGACCUCGACGAGAACGAUUACAGACGAUUCAACCCCCGGUUCAUGGGCGACAAUUUUGCCAAGAACCUCGAGCUGGUGCGCAAGUUCGAGAGCUUGGCCAAGCAGAAGAACGUAACUUCAAGUCAGUACGUCCUUGCCUGGGUCCUGUCGCAAGGUAUCGACUUUAUUCCCAUCCCUGGAACCAAGCGCAUCAAGUACCUCGAAGAAAAUCUGGUUGCUGCCACCAUCACCAUCACACCCGAGGAGGACAAGGUCGUCCGCGAUCUGCUUUCGCAGUUCCCGGUCAGCGGCGCUCGUUACUACGUCAACGCCGCUGUCAUCAACAGCAGCGAUAGCUCGAAAAAGUAAUACCCCCAGGGCAUGUGUGCCGCAGAAGCUGCAAAGAAAUAGCAGCAGGGGCCAUCGCAUCUGCGGAUCGGCAUGCAAAGUGUCUGGCCAAAGAAGCAAUCAAGGGACGCACGAUCGGGCGUGCAUUGCAAUAUAUACUGAGUGUGCUCUGUGCGAUUGCAAUUGUGAUUACGACUCCGACUGCGACUGCGGCCACGGUUGCAACUGACCGUGCUCGAGAGCGGAGGACACCUAUGCAGCAUUCUGGCUGCGUUGGUAUGCGAAUUGAUGGAUUGUGGCGUCCAAUUGGAUCCCCGGCAGCUGGCGGUCUCCCCUUUGCCCCCGCCUCCGCGAUCAUUGUGGACGA